Messenger RNA from Aspergillus wentii DTO 134E9, 822 nucleotides. Its product is annotated as PICOT family protein. Gene Ontology annotation, molecular function: 2 iron, 2 sulfur cluster binding. The transcript is spliced from 2 exons. The record is from RefSeq and is a predicted model, not a curated record. Bases 1 to 822 code for a protein of 273 amino acids. Lineage: Eukaryota; Fungi; Ascomycota; Eurotiomycetes; Eurotiales; Aspergillaceae.
AUGUCGAGCCUCAUCGAAGCCACCUCCGAGCAGGAGUUCUCGUCGCACCUCGUCGCCCUCCCUUCCUCGUCCUUGCUCGUGCUCUACUUCCACACUCCCUGGGCUGCUCCUUGCACGCACAUGCGCACUGUCCUCUCCACUCUCGCAUCCCAAUACCCCGUCACUACCCCGCCCGCCAUCUCUUUUGUGAGCAUCAACGCAGAGGAACUCCCCGACAUCUCCGAGGACUAUGAUGUUACCGCUGUUCCAUUCGUCGUCAUCAUCCGGGAAGGCAGAGUCCUGGAGUCGGUCAGUGGCAGUGAUGCCACCAAGGUGCGGGACGCUGUGGAACGGCACGCUGGCCGCGGACCCGGCGCGGAUGGCGCAAAGGCCAACAUCCCUCCACCAUUGACUGCUACCCCGAGAGAAAACGCCCCGACGACAGCUACUCAGCCUCCAGUGAACGCGAACGGUACUAUUGGUGGGUCGACGUUGACCCCCGAGCAGUCGAAGGAGGCCCUGUUUGCUCGUCUGGCGGAAUUGGUCAAGGCUGCGCCGGUGAUGCUCUUCAUGAAGGGAACCCCGAGUGGGCCUCAGUGUGGCUUCAGUCGGCAGUUGGUGGGGAUCUUGCGUGAGAACAGCGUCAAGUACGGAUUCUUCAACAUCUUGGCCGAUGAGGAUGUGAGACAGGGUUUGAAGGAAUUCGCAGACUGGCCAACUUUCCCGCAAUUGUGGGUGAAGGGAGAGCUGGUCGGUGGUUUGGAUAUUGUCAAGGAGGAACUCAGCAGUGACCCGAACUUCCUUGCUGAAUUUUCUGUCAGCAGACCCGCCGCUGCUGCUUGA